CAUAUAGCAGAAGCAGCUGAGCACACGGUGCAUACAACACAAACACUCUUGAGGAAUUCCGUCCGUGCUGGCGCCAAAUCAAAUAGGAUUUCGGGUCCCGAUGCCGGUGUCGCCGACCUGCUGACCCUUUCGGCCGUCUCUCCCGCGGCAGCGCGAUGUGCGUGGGUCCCCUGAAGAGGAUCUGCCACUGGGGCCCUCUGGCAGCCCUGGCCAUCAUCAAGAGCAUCAUCUACAUGACGGUGUACUGCAGCCGCAUGUGGUGGCCGCCGGAGACGUCGGCCGGCGGCGCCCUCCAGCUCGGCCUCUUCCUCCUGCUCAGCGGACUCACCAUGUACAACUUUCUCAACGCAAUCUACGUGGGACCAGGCUAUCUGCCUCUCGGAUGGUGUCCAGACAAGGAGAGCGACGCAAAGUUCCUUCAAGAGUGCAAUGUGUGCGGCGGGUUCAAGGCGCCGAGAUCUCACCACUGCCGCAAGUGCAACCGCUGCGUCACCAAGAUGGACCACCACUGUCCGUGGAUCAACAACUGCGUCGGUCACCGCAACCACGGCCACUUUGCUGCAUUCCUCUUCUACGCCGUCCUCGGAUGCAUGCACGCCUCAAUUGUACUCAUCUGCACUCUCUAUCACGCACUGCACAGAGUGAGAUACGAAUAUUAUGGAAUCGGCUCAGGUCCCAUUAUCACUUUUACACUUUACGGCUUAGUUGGCUGUGUUUUCUGCCUCGGACUUUCCAUCGGCGUUGUUUUGGCUGUUGGAAUGCUUCUCUAUUUCCAGAUGAGAGCAAUAAUCCGCAACCAGACUGCCAUUGAAGACUGGAUCCUAGAGAAGGCAAAAUAUCGUCGAUUGCACAGCGGAAGCAAGAAGACACCCUUUGUUUAUCCUUACAAUUUGGGAAUUUGGCGAAAUUUCAGACAGGUGGUGACUCUGACCUGUGAGCCUUACGGUGACGGAAUCAAUUGGCCUGUUGUGGAAGGCUGCGACCAAUAUACAUUUACGGUAGAGCAACUGUUGCAAAAGCAGGAGAAACGUCAGCGCGCUCGCAAGUACGAGGUGAUCCGCUCGUACUCAGGGUCGUGGCUGCCGGUGACGCACGGCUUCUACACCUUCUUCUGUCCGCCGUACAGCGACGAGCCGCGGCUGCGGCUACGCCAGGGCAGCAUCGUGCUGGUCACCAGGUGGAAGAAGCACUGGCUCUUCGGCGAGCUCGAACUGCCCGCCGACAACGGCUUCAAGGAGAAGUGGCGGCUGCGCGGCUGGUUCCCGAGGAGCGUGGUCGUCGACCUGGUGGACGUUGUUGAUGACGACGAGGACAGUGAGGAGGAGCAGGAGCAGCAGGUCACGGCCAAGGAGAGGAAGAAGAGGAAGUGACGGUAGUGCAUAUACAUACAUGCCGCCACUCGCCGAAGCAUUUCAAUCUAGUCGUAAACGCGUGUUUGUGUCGGAAAAGUGUUGCUGCCCAUCCGAAACGGGUGAAUUUAUUCGUAUUUCAUUCCGUGUGACUUUGCUCUACUGCUAUCUCUUUAGUAUUCAAUUCAUUAUUUUGUUACGUUAUUUGUUUUUCUAAUAAAACGGCUUCAAUCUCCA
This is a messenger RNA of Cloeon dipterum, 1586 nucleotides long. Its product is annotated as palmitoyltransferase ZDHHC6. Gene Ontology annotation, cellular component: Golgi apparatus. Gene Ontology annotation, molecular function: palmitoyltransferase activity. The transcript has 7 exons. Gene Ontology annotation, biological process: protein palmitoylation. The coding region runs from base 156 to 1370 and encodes 404 amino acids. The record is from RefSeq and is a predicted model, not a curated record. Lineage: Eukaryota; Metazoa; Arthropoda; Insecta; Ephemeroptera; Baetidae.